AUGCUCCGCCAGGCCGUCCGAGGAGCUCGGUGGUACCAACAUGUGGCCCGCAGAGGGCCGGGGGCCUUUUCCCCGGUAGCACCACGUUACCUUCACUACGGCGGGCCCAAUGACAAAAUCAACUUCUUCGAAAAAGCAACACCGGGAAGCAAGCAUAUCAGGAAAGUCGACCCCGAGGCCGAUGACCGCGCCGAACGAGAAGAGGUGGAGGCCGAGUUGGCCAAGUUAGACAAAGAGUUAGAAAUCCUGAAGGAGGGCCCGUUCGGUCCCAAUAGCCCGUUCAUUCGCGAGCUGCCGGAGAAGGAGCGAGCGAUUGCGCUCGAAGUUAUCCGAAAACACGAGGCGGAGAAGGGCCCUUCCAAACCCCAACCUUGGUUCGAUGAAGUCUUUGAUGAGGGGCUUGACGACAUGCUGAAGGAAGAGUUUCAGGGUAUGGCCGAGGAGGAGGAAAAUUGGUACUCGAACCCUGAUGGCAAGGGAUCCCGCAAAGAGGUCGUUCGGAAGUCUUACGAGAUCAUACCAGAUGAAACAGAACAUCGUCCAUACAUUGAAAAAUUCAAUCAGACCUUGAAAUCCGUCGCGAAAGAAACGCGGGAUGAGCGAGGAAUACAGGAAGUAUGGAAGUGGUAUCGUCGCUGCAAACGCAUUGUCCCUGGCUUCUUGAAAUCGAUACCGAAAGAAGCCUGGACGCUAUUGUGGGAUUCGCAAGCGCACCAGAGUCUACCGGGGUCCCAGGUCGCGACGCACAUCCAGACCCUUGCUGAAGAUGCCAUUUCUGUUGGCUUUCCUCUUUCGACACGACGAAUCAUCUCGUUUAUCGAAGCACUUCAUGUCACGGGGAAGACAGGAGAUGCCCUGGAACAGUGGGAAGCCCACCAGACCGGGCUUUGCCAGACGAAAGAGGACCUGGAAGCGUAUUGGACCUUGGGGGUACAGCUGUUUUCGGCGGAAGGCAAUCCUCAGCGAGCGCAGGAUAUUGCCCUAGCAUUCCUCGCAAAUGAUUCAUCCCGUCAGCCUCGGAUCCUCAUUCCUAUCAUAACAGCAUGGGCUGAAAAGCCCGGGAAAGAGGCAGAGGCCAAGGCGUGGGCGUUGUAUCUCCAGCUCAAAGCCUUCCGCGAUCACCAAAUGACGAUGAACGACUACGACUCCGUCAGCAUCGGUCUGCUUAAAGCUGGCAGGCUGGGCCUGGCCAUAGCCGUGUUCAAAGACAUGAUGGUGACCGGGCGUGAUCCGGCGAAUGACUCAACCGCACUCUAUAAGGCGGCCCUUGGCCUGGCUGGCAGUCUUCAAGCGUCGAGCGUCUCGGAGGAAGAGGUGAACAGGGUGUCAUUAUCGACCUUGACUCUUCUGCCCCGACAAUUUCAGAAUCGUUUUUUCUACGCCAGUUGGAUGAAGAAGCUUAUAGGCAUGGGUGAGGUGGACUCUGCAGCACUCGUAGUUGAGCUGAUGUACGAAAGAGGCAUCCAUCCGGAUCCCAAACAUCUCAACGGUCUUGUUGCAGCUUGGCUGCGGGACGGGGAUGCCGCGUCACGGGAAAAAGCCGAAUGCCUAGGAUGGGCGAUGGUUCAGCGACGAAUUGAUUCGGCUUGGGCUCGAAUCAAUGCAGGAGGGGAAGCACCCAAGGUCGAUGUCGAUCAGGACAUGGACAGCACUCGCAUACCGAAGUUCAUGCAGCGCCCCAUGCCCAGUGCUACUAUUGAGACCUUUUCGAUCCUCCUUCUUCACUACACUCGAAGGAGCGACGAAGACAUGGUCAAAUACCUGAUCAAAUGUCUAGGCGAUGCGCGCCUUCAGCCCAAUUCGUACUUCAUGAACCACCUUCUCUACGCGGAACUUCGGAAACAAGACAUACAGGCCCUGUGGCAGAAAUAUCAAUCGUUGUGCACCGUGACACGACCGGACCUCGAGACUUUCGCCUGCUUAUGGGAUUGCGGCAAGCUCCAGUACGACCGUAGCCGGACCGCCUUUGUGGCCGGCUUCCCCAGCGCUCGCGUUCUCUUCUCGGAAAUGGUACGGUGGUUCGCUCAGCUCCCGGCCCGCGGUCAGUCACUCGCACGGGAAGAAUUCUCCAAGGAGUUAUACGACCAGAUCAUCCGUUGCUUCUGCCUAUCCAGGGACCUCCCGGGCACGCUCGUCGCUCUCCACGCGAUGCGCGCCACCUUCGGCUUUGCUCCGGAUGCAACCACCGCCAGGAUCAUCGUUCUUCAGGUGGCCCGCAUGGCCGGCGUCCCGGCCGACACACCCAAACGUCGUCUCCGCCGCCUUUCCAGCACCCCCAAAAGCAAGGAGAGUGUCGCGCAUGUGCAGACACUGGUGCAGCUCCUGAAUAACCGUAAGACGGCCGCGCUCGAGGCCCGGGGUCAAACGUUGCAGGGGCUGGAACUGGUCGAGCAAGAGCAGUACCAGCUGGAGAUCAUGGUUGAGCUUCUGCGUGCGGUAAUGAACCGAAUCUCCAACAACCCGAGUCUCGUUGAAUCGCAAAUCAGGUCGGUGUCAGACGAGAUGGCAGUGUCCGGGAUUGAUCUGGGGUCGGCAAUGGAGGGCGAUAGCCAACUGUUGUGA
Molecule: messenger RNA, 2562 nt
Organism: Aspergillus aculeatus ATCC 16872
Lineage: Eukaryota; Fungi; Ascomycota; Eurotiomycetes; Eurotiales; Aspergillaceae
Product: pentatricopeptide repeat protein
Exons: 1
Coding region: 1-2562 (853 amino acids)
Molecular function (GO): protein binding
Source: RefSeq, a predicted model, not a curated record